UAUGAUAAAGAAAUGGUAAAUGCACUGUUAGAGAUUCAAAACUAUCAACAUCAACUAAAAAAAAUACUAGAUAAUGAUAUGUAUGAUUUAAGAUCUGUCAGUAAACCCAAUAACCUAGUGUCUGAUAACUUCUAUGAAGA
Messenger RNA from Racocetra persica, 140 nucleotides. NCBI's taxonomy places the organism in Eukaryota, Fungi, Glomeromycota, Glomeromycetes, Diversisporales, Gigasporaceae. The record is from the annotation of a GenBank genome assembly.